AUGGCAGCCCUCCUUUCUUUGCUAGGUGCUUCUGCCCUCAUCACCUCCACUGCUGCUCACCCAGUCAACCGACAAGCAUCAAUAUGGCAAGGGCUGAGCUCGAAAAUCACCCAUGUGGUAUACCUGAUGAUGGAGAACCACUCCUUCGACAACAUCGCCGGGUACUGGGACUUCAACGACAUUGACAACUUGCGCAAUAUCACCUUCUGCAACGAGUUUACCAACCCAAACUGGACAGUCUGGGACGAGCCGUUGAUGAUCUGCGCCAGUAAGUACGAGGCUGAAGUUCCUCUCAAAGACCCCGACCACAAUUUUGCGGGCGUCAGUUACGAGAUCUACCGCAAAUGGCAGCCCACAGCAGACGACGUCCCUACGAUGUCGGGAUUCAUUGAGAGACAGUCCGAAAAGUACAACGCAACGCCAGGAGAUUCCUCCUUUGUGAUCAAGGCUUACGACCCAACUAUGGCUACGACUCUUUCUACAUUGGCCCAAAACUAUGCGUUCUGGGACACCUAUUUCGCAGAGCACCCUGGGCCCACCAACCCCAAUAGACAAUUCGCGACCUCUGGAUCGACUUGCGGCUAUGUGGAUAACACUGACCAGUCCGCGGGCUUUUUCAGCAACACCACGGGCACGGACUGUGUAGUCUCCAUCUUUGAAUCCCUAUCCAACAAGAACAUUUCCUGGAAGAACUACUACGAAACCGACAUUAUCGACGCAUAUAUGUACAAGUGGGUCCAAGACAAUGCUAUGGAUCGACUCGUGCAUGCAGAUCAAUUUUACAAAGAUCUCGCCAACAACGAGCUGCCCCAGUUCUCCUACAUCAACCCGGAAUGCUGCACGAUCGACUCUAUGCACCCCACCAGCAACAUGGCGGCCGGAGAAUUGAUGAUCAAGCACCUGUAUGACGCUCUUCGCAAUUCCUCGUACUGGGACAAUCUGCUGCUCAUUGUUAACUUCGACGAACACGGGGGCUUCGCCGACCACGUCCCUCCUCCCGCAGGGGUGCCCGCGCCGGAGGAUGGCAUCACCUUCUCAGGCCUGUCGGAUGGACACAACGUCACGUACGACUUCACGCGCCUGGGCGUGCGCGUGCCGGCGAUCGCCAUCUCGCCGUGGAUCCCGCCCAACACGCUCGUCCACGACCAGGGCACCAUGUACGCCGAGAACUCGGCCUACACGCACUCGUCGAUCUUGCAUUUCCUGCAGGAACUGUGGGGGCUAGAGGGCAUGAACAAUCGCGUCCAGUGGGCCAAGACGUUCGAGCACAUCUUUGCCGACACCCCGCAGGAGGGCGGCGGCUUGGAGAGCCUGCCCAGUCCUGUGUGGCAUGGUGGCUUCGGCAAGCCCGAGCCCGAGGCCUUCUAUUUGCUGAACCAGGAUGAGAGCUACUACGCGAGUUUGAACGAUUAA
This is a messenger RNA of Fonsecaea erecta, 1413 nucleotides long. RefSeq lists its product as hypothetical. The transcript is spliced from 3 exons. Lineage: Eukaryota; Fungi; Ascomycota; Eurotiomycetes; Chaetothyriales; Herpotrichiellaceae. The record is from RefSeq and is a predicted model, not a curated record. Gene Ontology annotation, biological process: phospholipid catabolic process. Gene Ontology annotation, molecular function: hydrolase activity, acting on ester bonds. The coding region runs from base 1 to 1413 and encodes 470 amino acids.